Messenger RNA from Halteromyces radiatus, 731 nucleotides. RefSeq names its product actin-related protein ARPC3. The transcript is spliced from 4 exons. Gene Ontology annotation, biological process: regulation of actin filament polymerization; Arp2/3 complex-mediated actin nucleation. The record is from RefSeq and is a predicted model, not a curated record. Bases 76 to 594 code for a protein of 172 amino acids. Lineage: Eukaryota; Fungi; Mucoromycota; Mucoromycetes; Mucorales; Cunninghamellaceae. Gene Ontology annotation, molecular function: actin filament binding. Gene Ontology annotation, cellular component: cytoskeleton; Arp2/3 protein complex.
UUUUUUUUUUUUAUUUCAUCCUUUUCGUUCUCUACCUCCACUUUUAUCCUCUUCAUUGUCUAAUUUACAUCUAUCAUGCCGGCUUAUCACUCUCAAUUCAAUGAUGGUGAUUAUCAGUCCAUCGCCAAUAUGUAUCUUUUACCUAUCAAAACCAAGUUUAGAGGCAAUGCACCUAUGGCCGAUCCUUCUACAGACGAUAUUAUUGAUGAAGCCAUUACUUUAUUCCGUGCCAACUGUUUAUUUAGAAACUUUGAAAUCAAGGGAAAUGCUGACCGAGUAUUAAUCUAUCUGAUUCUAUUCAUCUCGGAAUGUUUACAAAACCUCACCAAAACCACUCCUCAAGGUAACGCGUUAAAGAACCUCAGCACAUUGGCCGUCUCCAACUUUUCUAUUCCCGGUGAUCCUUCUUUCCCUUUGAAUGCCAUGUAUCAAACGCCUAGUGAUCGUUUCCAAGCUGAUCAAAUGAAACAAUAUAUUCAACAAUUACGUCAAGAAUUGGUGCUUCGGUUGGUGGAGGCUGUGUAUCUGGAUGGACUUCCAAGCAAGUGGUGGAUGUGUUUCCAAAAACGCAAAUUUAUGAACUUAUCUCUUUGAAUCAAUAAAACUCAUUUAUUAUUUUGUAUCAUAAAAUAUCUUCUUUUUUGUUAUUAUCAUUAGUAUUAUUAUUCGUCUUCUAGUUUAUUCAAUAAAUUCUUGGAUGCUCCUUACAGCAUUUGUUUAUCGUCACUUGU